GAAGGACACUCACAACUUUCACUCAACUGAUUCACCUCACCUCCUCAUCUCGCCCACCCGUCCGCCCGCAUCGCGUGCCACCACCACCAGACACAGGCAACGGGCAACGGGCACAACGUAAACGUUGACACUACGUUAGCAGCCAGCAGUCAGCAACAGCAGCAGCAGCAGCACACGCCGCGCGCAAUGGCGGCGUCGGGGGCGACGGAGACGGAGUCGGGCGGGGGGCUCGAGAAGCGCGCCGUGGCGGUGAGCUUCCUGUUCAAGUUCCCCGGGAGGGGAGGCAACAAGAACAACGACGACGACGACGACGACCUCGAUGAUGCGCGGCGACAGCGGCCGCGGGUGGCGCUGUUUCGGCGCAGCGGCGCGGUGAGGACGUACCAACACAAGUACGCACCCAUCUCAGGCAGCGUCGAGGCCCGCGACGCCUCGCCGCUUGCGACGGCCUGGCGCGAGAUCCGCGAGGAGACGGCUCUCACGAGGGGGCGUCAGCUGCGGCUCUUCCGGCAGGGCAAGCCGUACGUCUUUCCCGACCCGUCGGUCGGGCGCGAGUGGACCAUCCACCCCUUUGCCUUUAUCUUUACGCCGGACUCUUUCGCAACGUCCUCGUCCCAUGACUUGGACAAAGGUGGUGAUGCUGAUGGCGGCCGUGGCGGUGGUGGUGGUGGGGAUGGUGAUGAAAACAAGGACGGAGACGCGGACAAGGCUGAGGAUCGCAGGGCCGGCCUGCGCCUCGACUGGGAGCACGAGGGAUACGCGUGGUUCGACCCCGCAGACGUCUCGGACGAUCCGUCCUUUGGCGGCGUGCCGCGUCUCAAGGAGAGCCUGCGCCGCGUGUGGUUCGAGAUUGACCUCGGCCGGGACGCCGCCAGCGUGCUCGACCGGGGCCUGCUCAUGUUGCAGGCGGACCAUGAGAGCGGCGCGCGCCAGCUCGCCGGCAAGGCGCUUGAUGUGUUUACAGACGUGCUGCCGCGGCUGCCGCUAAACAACACGGACGACGGCGGCGGUGGCAGCGGCAUCGACACGUGGUGGCGCAACGUGCGCAUCGCGGGCUGGCAUCUGUGGAAGAACGGGCGCGAGGCCAUUGGCGCGCCUAUACUCAGUGUGGUGCUGGCCUGCCUCGGCAUCAUCGAGGAGAAGCUAUCUGCUUUACCGCCGUCGCCCUCACCGUCGAUGCCCUCACGUGCGUUCAUCGAGGACGACGUGCUGCCCGCGAUGCGGGCCCAUGCCGCGCGCAGGACCGAGACGGGGAACGCCAUCGGCGAGACGUUUGCGCGGUUCCUGCGCGACGAGUUUCCUGACUACGCAGCUGAUGACGGUGACGACGGCAGCGGCGAUGGUGGCAAGGAGGUCAAGAUCGUGACGCUGUCAUGCAGCUCGACCAUCACGGCGGCCCUCACGCAUGCCAUCGCGCAGCCGGGCACGCCCGCGCUGGACGUGCACGUGCUCGAGUCGCGGCCGCUGUUUGAGGGCGUCAAGACGGCGCGCGCGCUGGCAGCGGCGGCGGCUGCGCUUCGACAAGCAGCAGAGGAACAGGAUGGCAGCGGUGGCGGUAGUGGUGGUGGUGGUGGUGGUGGUGGUGGUGGUGGCGAUCAUGGUCAUAGUCGUCGUCGUCGUCGAGGAGGAGGAGGAGGCGUAACGAAGGUGACGCUGCACACAGACAGCAGUGCCGCCAUCGCGGCCCGGGGCGCGCACGUGGUCCUCCUGGGCGCGGACGUCAUCUCGCCGCGCGGAGACGUGAGCAACAAGACGGGGUCUCUGCCGCUCGUGCUGUCCGCGCGGCACGUCAACUCUGCGUCCUCGUCCUUUUCCCCCCUCUCUUCGCACCCCUCUUCCUCCCCCUCCCCUUCCGUCGUCUCACAGGCGAGCCAGUGCCAGCAGCAGCAGCAGCAGCAGCAGCAGCUCCCCGUCAGGGUCGUCGUCCUCGCCGAGAAGGAGAAGGUUCUGCCCUUUGGGCUAGACACGCGCGCGCACGCCGAGGAGAACAACGACCCUCGCGAGGUGACCGCCGCGUGGGGGGACGGCGGGACUCGCUAUGGCGGCGAGGAGGACUGCAGCAGGGAGACGACAACAACAGCAGCAGCAGCAAGCCAGGAGGGCAUUGGAGGAAGGGGGCCCACCGACCCCGGCAUCGUCGAGGUCACAAACGUCUACUUUGAGUGGGUGCCCGCCGCGCUGGCGACCGACUACGUGACCGAGGACGGCGUCACGACGCGCGCGGGCAUCGAGGAGUGGGCGGCGCGGGCGAGGCGGCGGGCGGAUCGGUUUUUGGGGGAUCUGUGAGAAUUCGUUGUGUUGACAUGUCACGCCUUGGUGAAAACACUUUGUUUGAGGACCUGGAAGAAGAAGAACAAGGGAAAAUAUUGCCACCGGAGGGUCAAAAGCUGCGGUAGGUCCGAGGUUGUUGAUGAUAUGAUUGGGCUUCUCUCCUCGUUCAUCAUGCAUAUCGUAGUGCGCAAUAAUUGGUAUUCGCACAGCCAACG
This is a messenger RNA of Purpureocillium takamizusanense, 2486 nucleotides long. RefSeq lists its product as uncharacterized. Bases 187 to 2286 code for a protein of 699 amino acids. The record is from RefSeq and is a predicted model, not a curated record. The transcript has 2 exons. Gene Ontology annotation, molecular function: S-methyl-5-thioribose-1-phosphate isomerase activity. NCBI's taxonomy places the organism in Eukaryota, Fungi, Ascomycota, Sordariomycetes, Hypocreales, Ophiocordycipitaceae.